Messenger RNA from Vicugna pacos (alpaca), 3586 nucleotides. NCBI's taxonomy places the organism in Eukaryota, Metazoa, Chordata, Mammalia, Artiodactyla, Camelidae. The record is from RefSeq and is a predicted model, not a curated record.
AGGGAACAACCUCCAGAGCCAUGAUGAGCAGCCAGGCUGAUAGUAAAAGGAGCCUCCCCUAGUUGGAGUAUUUUGUUAAAUCCUAGUAAAAAAAAAAAACCCUAAAAGCCCAUCUGGCGAUAUGAUAAUUCAUUAAGUGAAAAGAGGAGGCAGAAGGCUGGGGAGGAUCGAGCCUUUUCUUUCUUUGUCUCCUGUGUUUGAGUUAUUGAGCAAUCACAGUGAUCAAAAUCUGGAUUCCAAAUCGUGCUGGAGUGGAGGAAAACCCAUGGGACAUGCUGGGCGUGUUUUAAUAGUGUCUUCCCAGAAAGGACAGUUUUCUGCAGCUGUGACGUCGUGAACUGAUGUGUUGGUCAGAGUGGCCUUCAGAAUUGGUGGGAGACAGAGUGGGGAGGAUCAGGGGAUGAGAACUCUGUCCUGGAGGAAGGAGCUGGAAUCGUGCAGGGAAGCUCCUCAUUCUUCCUGAGCUGGCGAUGACACACCCUCUGGGUGGCGAACCCCAGCCCACAGACUCGUGGGAGGAGAGCCAGGGCCCAGGCCUUUCCUCUGAGGAGUGGAUGCGGUCCCUCUGUGUGCCAGCCACGUCGGGAGGAAAGGCUGCAGUCUUGGGGCUUUGUGCACGUUGAUGACCUGGGAACUGACUGAGCUCAUGGACCCUCACCACAUCCUCAAAGACAACCAAGUGGCCCACCCCCAGGACCCCCACCACCCCGCGGAGAAGCCUGUCAUCCACUGCCAUAAAUGUGGGGAGCCGUGCAAGGGCGAAGUGCUCCGGGUCCAGACCAAACACUUCCACAUCAAAUGUUUCACCUGCAAAGUGUGCGGCUGUGACCUGGCCCAGGGGGGCUUCUUCAUCAAGAACGGGGAGUAUCUCUGCACCCUGGACUACCAGAGGAUGUACGGGACACGGUGCCACGGCUGCGGGGAGUUCGUGGAAGGAGAGGUGGUGACCGCCCUGGGCAAGACCUACCACCCCAACUGCUUCGCUUGUACGAUCUGCAAGCGCCCAUUUCCACCCGGAGACCGAGUCACAUUCAAUGGGAGAGACUGCCUCUGCCAACUCUGUGCACAGCCGAUGUCUUCCAGCCCUAAAGAAACCUCCUGCUCCAGCAACUGCGCUGGCUGUGGACGGGACAUCAAGAACGGGCAGGCGCUGCUGGCGCUGGAGAAGCAGUGGCACUUAGGCUGCUUCAAGUGCAAGUCCUGCGGGAAGGUCCUCACCGGGGAGUACAUCAGCAAGGAUGGCGCUCCGUACUGCGAGAAGGACUACCAGGGGCUCUUCGGGGUGAAGUGUGAGGCCUGUCACCAGUUCAUCACAGGGAAAGUCCUGGAGGCAGGCGACAAACACUACCACCCCAGCUGUGCACGAUGCAGCAGAUGCAACCAGAUGUUCACAGAAGGAGAGGAAAUGUAUCUUCAAGGUUCUACCGUUUGGCACCCCGACUGUAAGCAAUCCACCAAGACGGAGGAAAAGCUGCGGCCACCAUACAUUCGUCGCUCUCCAUCUGCUUUCUUUUAUCCCAAAAGUCUGAUUCGACGCACAGGACGGUCCCCGUCUCUGCAGCCUACCAGGACUUCCUCCGAAAGCAUCUAUUCUAGACCAGGCUCCAGUAUCCCUGGCUCUCCCGGUCACACUAUAUAUGCAAAAGUGGACAAUGAAAUCCUGGAUUACAAGGAUUUAGCAGCCAUUCCCAAGGUCAAGGCAAUUUAUGACAUUGAACGUCCAGAUCUCAUUACCUACGAGCCUUUCUACUCUUCGGGCUAUGAUGACAAACAGGAGAGGCAGAGCCUGGGAGAGUCUCCAAGGACUUUGUCUCCUACCCCAUCAGCAGAAGGGUACCAGGAUGGCCGGGAUCGGAUGAUCCACCGGUCCACCAGCCAGGGCUCCAUCAACUCCCCGGUGUACAGCCGCCACAGCUACACUCCGACCACGUCUCGCUCUCCCCAGCAUUUUCACAGACCUGGCAAUGAGCCAUCCAGCGGCCGGAACUCCCCUCUCCCCUACCGGCCGGACAGCCGCCCUCUAACUCCAACUUACGCUCAGGCCCCUAAACAUUUCCAUGUUCCAGAUCAAGGGAUCAACAUUUACCGAAAACCACCCAUCUACAAACAGCAUGAUGCAGCUGCCCUGGCAGCCCAGAGCAAGUCUUCAGAAGACAUCAUCAAGUUUUCCAAGUUCCCAGCAGCCCAGGCUCCAGACCCCAGCGAGAUACCAAAGAUUGAGACGGACCACUGGCCUGGUCCCCCCUCACUUGCCGCCGUAGGAGCUGACACGAGACGCAGAUCUAGUGGCAGAGAGGAAGACGAUGAGGAGCUUCUGAGACGCCGGCAGCUUCAAGAAGAACAAUUAAUGAAGCUCAACUCAGGCCUGGGCCAGUUGAUACUGAAGGAAGAGAUGGAGAAGGAGAGGGAGAGCCGGGAGAGGGCUGCCCUGGCAGCCAGUCGCUACGAUUCCCCCAUCAACUCAGCUUCACAUGCUCUGUCGUCUAAAACCUCAUCUCUCCCAGGCUAUGGAAGAAAUGGGCUUCACCGGCCUGUUUCUACAGACUUCGCUCAGUACAACAGCUACGGGGACGUGAGCGGGGGAGUGCGAGACUACCAGACCCUCCCGGAUGGCCACAUGCCUGCAAUGAGAAUGGACCGGGGGGUCUCCAUGCCCAACAUGUUGGAACCAAAGAUAUUCCCAUAUGAAAUGCUGAUGGUGACCAACAGAGGGCGUAACAAAAUCUUAAGAGACGUGGACAGAACCAGGCUGGAGCGCCACUUAGCCCCUGAAGUGUUCCGGGAAAUCUUUGGGAUGUCCAUACAGGAGUUCGACAAGUUACCUCUUUGGAGACGCAACGACAUGAAGAAAAAAGCAAAACUCUUCUAGGUCCCACACGGAGACUGCAAUUAGAAAAAGGACUGACAAUGGCGGCGACACGUAGGCUGUUGUUUUAAGGCCCAAACUUGAUUGGAGAACUUGCAAACUACUGUCCCUCGGCAACAACAAAAAGGGAAAAUCCGAGUAAAACACCCACGAGCCAAAUGGCGGGCCAACCCACGGCAACACCUGCCCAGAAGCAACGGGGUCGAGAUGCCUGUGUUCCCUCACUCAACAGUAGCGUUCACGUGUGACCUUCUUACAUCACCUGAUGUACACGAUAGGAGCGCCUUCUUUUGUCUUCCUUCAGCUGUUGUCCAACCGUAGUGCUGACUGUGUGGAUAAGAGCCAGCAAGUGCCCUUAGGAUGCCGCAUGGGAAAAAAAGCAGUUGUAAUAAUUCCAAAGUCUGAAUAUAUUUAUUCUGUAGCACCGAGGCUGAGAAGGAAGAGCCAGAGGGACAGAUCGUGGGGGAGCAGCCUUUGCACACGCCUUUCCUCACCGGCCUUAGGCAGCUCUGCCUGUGCUUUAGCAGGAUGGAAAUCCGAGUCGAGGACCCCGGCUGCUCUGUCUGAGUGGGUUGAAUAGCCGCCAAAGUCAUUUUUAAUAAGCUCCUCGUUCCCUACUGUUUGCUAAGAGCUGAUGGGCAAAUGGCUUAGCUGUUAUCGAAAAAAAAAAAUUAAGAGAAGGAGAAGAAACGGCAUGAAUGAAAAUUCUCCCUUCACUCU